AUGUCCCCGGUGUCCCCAGGCUUCCUGAGCACGGGGGACCAGGCGGCCAAGGGCAACUACGGGCUGCUGGACCAGAUCCAGGCGCUGCGGUGGCUGCACGAGAACGUCGGCCACUUCGGGGGCGACCCCCAGCGCAUCACCAUCUUCGGCUCCGGCGGGUGUCCCCAACGCUUCCUGAGCACGGGGGACCAGGCGGCCAAGGGCAACUACGGGCUGCUGGACCAGAUCCAGGCGCUGCGGUGGCUGCACGAGAACGUCGGCCACUUCGGGGGCGACCCCCAGCGCAUCACCAUCUUCGGCUCCGGCGCCGGCGCCGCCUGCGUCAGCCUCCUCAUCCUCUCCCACCACUCCGAAGGUACCGAAUCUGCCCCAAAAAUCACCCUGGUGGCCCCCAAAAUCAUCCACGGGGUGGAAAUCCCACCCCCAGGCUUCCUGAGCACGGGGGACCAGGCGGCCAAGGGCAACUACGGGCUGCUGGACCAGAUCCAGGCGCUGCGGUGGCUGCACGAGAACGUCGGCCACUUCGGGGGCGACCCCCAGCGCAUCACCAUCUUCGGCUCCGGCGCCGGCGCCGCCUGCGUCAGCCUCCUCAUCCUCUCCCACCACUCCGAAGUCGGUCACUUGGUCAGUCGGUCACUCUGCCCUCCGCCCCGCAGCGACCCCAACCAGCCGGUGCCGCAGGACACCAAGUUCAUCCACACCAAGCCCAACCGCUUCGAGGAGGUGGUGUGGACGCGCUUCGACGGCAAGGACAAGCGCUACCUGCACAUCGGCCUGAAGCCGCGCGUGCGCGACCACUACCGCGCCAACAAGGUCGCCUUCUGGCUGGAGCUGGUGCCGCACCUGCACAACCUGCACCAGCUGCCGCACGCCUCCCCCACCACGCGCCUGCCGCCGCCCGCCGGGCCCCCGCGCCGCCCCCCGCCCACGCGCCGCGCCCCGCCGGCGCCGACGCCGCCACAAAAUGGCCGCCAUGAUGAGGAUGAGGAUGAGGAUGAUGACGGCGACGGGCGGCGGCGCUUCGCGCCCUUCCCCGGCGACUCGCGGGACUACUCCACGGAGCUGAGCGUCACCGUGGCCGUGGGCGCCUCCCUCCUCUUCCUCAACAUCCUGGCCUUCGCCGCGCUCUACUACAAGCGGGACAAGCGGCCGGUGGGGGAGGGGCUGCGGGGGGCGGGGCCGCGCCGCCUCAGCCCCCCGCCCCACCCCCACCCCGCUUCGCGAGGGGGCGUGGCCAGCAAUGAUCUCCUGGGGGGUCGGCACGUUGGCGGUGGGGGAGGGGCGGAGGAGGAGCUGGUGCAGCUGCAGCUGGCGGUGGGGGGAGGGGCGGAGCCCCCCGAGGGGGGGGGCCCGGCGGGACCCCCCGACUACACGCUGGCGCUGAGGAGGGGUCCCGAGGACGUGCCCCCGCUGCUGCCGCCCCCCACCACCAUCACCAUGGUGCCGGGGGGGGCGGGGCUGCAGCACCUCCCCCACUUCGGGGCGCCCUUCCCCCCGCCGC
This is a messenger RNA of Passer montanus (Eurasian tree sparrow), 1501 nucleotides long. RefSeq names its product neuroligin-2-like. Gene Ontology annotation, biological process: modulation of chemical synaptic transmission; presynaptic membrane assembly; synaptic vesicle endocytosis. Lineage: Eukaryota; Metazoa; Chordata; Aves; Passeriformes; Passeridae. The record is from RefSeq and is a predicted model, not a curated record. Gene Ontology annotation, molecular function: neurexin family protein binding; signaling receptor activity. The annotation marks the transcript as partial. The transcript is spliced from 3 exons. Gene Ontology annotation, cellular component: cell surface; postsynaptic specialization membrane; synapse.